Vigna radiata var. radiata (mung bean) is the source of this 760-nucleotide messenger RNA. RefSeq names its product DNA-directed RNA polymerase II subunit RPB7. The record is from RefSeq and is a predicted model, not a curated record. The transcript has 6 exons. NCBI's taxonomy places the organism in Eukaryota, Viridiplantae, Streptophyta, Magnoliopsida, Fabales, Fabaceae. Gene Ontology annotation, molecular function: translation initiation factor binding; single-stranded RNA binding; single-stranded DNA binding. Gene Ontology annotation, biological process: positive regulation of translational initiation; transcription initiation at RNA polymerase II promoter; positive regulation of nuclear-transcribed mRNA poly(A) tail shortening. The coding region runs from base 69 to 599 and encodes 176 amino acids. Gene Ontology annotation, cellular component: RNA polymerase II, core complex; P-body.
UCUGCUUUUUGUGGCCAGAAGUAACUGUCAAGGUUGGGUAAGAAGGGAGGAAAAGGAGAAACGCGAAAAUGUUCUUCCACAUAGUGCUGGAGCGAAAUAUGCAGCUCCAUCCACGCUACUUUGGUCGUAACCUUCGUGAUAACCUNGUUUCCAAGCUAAUGAAAGAUGUGGAAGGCACUUGCAGUGGUCGACAUGGAUUUGUGGUGGCAGUUACAGGGAUAGAAAACAUAGGGAAAGGGUUAAUUCGUGAUGGAACAGGGUUUGUGACAUUUCCAGUUAAGUACCAAUGUGUUGUCUUCAGACCAUUUAAGGGGGAGAUCUUGGAAGCUGUUGUCACCAUGGUGAACAAGAUGGGAUUUUUUGCUGAAGCUGGACCUGUACAAAUCUUUGUUUCCAACCACUUGAUUCCGGAUGAUAUGGAGUUCCAGUCUGGAGACAUGCCAAAUUACACUACUUCAGAUGGAUCUGUUAAGAUUCAAAAAGAUAGUGAAGUUAGACUAAAGAUAAUUGGGACUCGAGUGGAUGCUACUGAAAUUUUCUGCAUAGGUACCAUAAAAGAUGAUUUCUUGGGUGUGAUCAACGACCCUGCAACAGUUUAAAUACCCCUUUCUUUAUUCUUUUAUCGUAUAUAGUUUACAUGACUUGGGUUUUCCCACCUUGAAUCCUCCAACUAUAUUGUGUUGUAUUAGUCGACUGUUGAAAGUACCAAGUCGAUAAAUUUUGGUUCCAAAAUUAAUAUUCAACUCCACAAGUAAUUUUA